AUGUUGAACACAUUAUUAUCCCUAUUCACUUUUUUAGCAUUUGUGAUUGCAACAACAAACGAUAGAGUAUUAGAUUUUACUAAAAAUAAAGUCAGCUCAUGCCCUGUCCGUUUCAUUUACAAGACUUGGCCAAGCGAUGAAUUUGUUAUUAGUUCAGUCAAGUUGGGAGCUAAUGGUAACUACUUCAUGCGGCUAGAUAUUGAUAGGAGUAAGACAUGCAAAACAAGUCAACUCAUUGACUUUCAAAUUGGGAAGGAGGACGGAUAUCCCCGUAGGAAGUAUAGCCAUAAAUGGACAACUUUUGGUGUUGACUAUGAGUUUGGGUCUUUUUCUUCGUACUAUGGUGUCCCCCUGAAACUCGCUAUGUGGCAUCUGGAUUACAUGUGUGGGAAGACUUACUACCAGACUUCAGAUGCUAGUGAACCUGUAUUGAUGGAUCGAAAGUGUGCCGAACAAGUCCAGAAAGCAACGUGGAAAUAUACUGAUGUCACCGAUGGAUUACAAACAACUGCUGUUGAAGUGAAAAAGCCAAUUUGUGAACCAAUUAAAUCCAAUCUACCAGCUGAUGCAGGUGUAGUCCUAAGGAAGUUUAGAUUUUCGUCGGUGGAAAAGAUAGAAAAUUCAAACAAUUAUGUGGUUUCGGUAGAAUUAGAGCUUCAAGUUCGUAAUUGGUUCAUAUUAGAGCAUGUUACACUUUACUACAAAAAAAGAACCAAAUCUAAUAUUACUCCUCGUCCACAAGACAGUCAAACUCACAUAUUCCUAGAUAUAUUUACUUAUACUGCCAGUUGGGUCAUGGCUGGGGAACCAUGUGAAGAGGGAAUUUGCUCGACUCCAUUUGAUAUUGUGGUCAGUGGAAGAAAACCACAAAAACAGCCAGAGCCAUAUGUCUUCACACAUGAUUGUCUGGAUGGUGGUUUGAAAAACCUAGGAGGUACUUUUCCUAUAAUGGUUUUAGGUACUAACGAUUCUCCAAAUCCUAGCAGUGCAUCUGAAAUUGAUGAGUCGAGCACGGCAGAUGUUGAUGAGUCGAGUACAGUUGAUGUUGAUGGAUCUAGUACAGUGGAUGUUGAUGGAUCGAGUACAGUUGAUGUUGAUGAGUCGAGCACGGCAGAUGUUGAUGGAUCGAGUACAGUUGAUGUUGAUGAGUCGAGCACGGCAGAUGUUGAUGGGUCAAGUACAGUGGAUGUUGAUGGAUCUAGUACAGUGGAUGUUGAUGGAUCUAGUACAGUGGAUGUUGAUGGGUCGAGUACAGUGGAUGUUGAUGAAUCUAGUACAGUCGAUGUUGAUGGAUCAAGCACAGUUGAUGUUGACAUAACAGAUUCAUCUGACGCUGAUGAGUUGAGUACAGUUGAUGUUGAUGGUUCAACUACUUCUGUAGCUGAUGAAUCAAGCACAGUUGAUGUUGAGGUAACAAGUUCUUCUAACAUUGACGAAUCAAGUAAAUCUGAGAGUGACGUAUCAAGUACAUCUGAAGGUUAUAUAUCUACUGCAUCUGAAGGUUAUACAUCUACUGCAUCUGAAACGAAUACAAAGGAAAUCCUUUCAAUUACAACAAGUGCUUCCGAAACUUGGAGCAGCAAAGCUAGCACAACCACCAACUCUUCAUAUGUGAUAGAAUCUCCCUCGGUACAAGUAAGUACCAUAAUUGAAACUUCAAUCAGUACUAUUUUCACUAGUGUUUGUGAAUCAUCAACCUGUAUAAGAACGGCUGUCACUGUCACCAGCACCAAAACAUAUUAUCAUCCAGUACCUUUCCAAUCCAAUGAACCUGAUGCAAAGUAUACAACAAUCACCAAAGAAAAUGGUGAAGUGGAAGUGGUAUAUGCUACUAUUUCUAUAAGCUCACAACAGGAACAAGCUAAACAAAAGCCUGGUCAACAUUCAAGUCAAGAACAUGGUUCCGUGGUAGCUGCUCCUACUUCAAAAUCAACGCAAAAUCUUGGUGAACAUUCAAGUCAGCAACAGGGGUCCCUGGUAUUUGACAGUAUUCAAGUGCAUAGUGGUGCUUCCUUGGUUUCCUAUAGUAUUUUGUUGUUAGUUGGUCUUAUUGCAGUGUUAUAA
Molecule: messenger RNA, 2064 nt
Organism: Spathaspora passalidarum NRRL Y-27907
Lineage: Eukaryota; Fungi; Ascomycota; Pichiomycetes; Serinales; Debaryomycetaceae
Exons: 1
Coding region: 1-2064 (687 amino acids)
Source: RefSeq, a predicted model, not a curated record